This is a messenger RNA of Thlaspi arvense, 789 nucleotides long. The record is from the annotation of a GenBank genome assembly. Lineage: Eukaryota; Viridiplantae; Streptophyta; Magnoliopsida; Brassicales; Brassicaceae.
AUGAAGAGCAAAGACGGAGUGGAGGAAGCAAAGGUGCCUUUGUUAGAAUACUCAUUAUCUUCAUUCGAAGGAGAUGAUUGUGAGCUUGACCUAAAAACAAGAGUGUGGAUUGAAUCAAAGAAGCUCUGGCACAUAGUGGGGCCAUCUAUCUUCAGCCGUAUCACCUCCUAUUCCAUGCUCGUCAUCACCCAAGCCUUCGCUGGCCACCUUGGCGACCAUGAGCUCGCCGCCGUUUCCAUCGCCAGCAAUGUCAUUGUCGGCCUUGACUUCGGCCUCUUGUUGGGAAUGGCGAGCGCUUUAGAGACGCUAUGCGGGCAAGCCUUCGGAGCCAAAAAGUGCCACAUGUUGGGAGUGUAUAUGCAGCGUUCAUGGAUUGUUCUGUUCCUAUAUUGUAUCCUUAUUUUGCCCUUGUACCUCUUCACCUCUCCCAUCUUGAAGCUUCUGGGACAGCCGCCGGGGGUGGCGGAGCUGUCGGGGGUGUUGGCACUGUGGAUGCUUCCGCUCCACUUCAGCUUCGCUUUCCAGUUCCCCCUCCAGAGGUUUCUGCAGAGCCAGCUGAAAAUGGGGGUGAUUGCUUGGGUGUCUUUGGCGGCGCUGCUAGUGCACGUGUUUGUCACAUGGCUGUUCGUUUACACACUCAAACUUAACGUGGUCGGGGUGGCGGUGACGCUGAAUUUCUCUUGGUGGGCUUUGGUCGUUGGGCUGUUGGGGUAUACGGUGCUCGGUGGCUGCCCACUCACCUGGACUGGAUUUCCAUUGAAGCCUUUUCGGAUCUGUGGGAGUUCGUGA